This is a messenger RNA of Macrobrachium nipponense, 1887 nucleotides long. RefSeq names its product serine protease 44-like. Lineage: Eukaryota; Metazoa; Arthropoda; Malacostraca; Decapoda; Palaemonidae. Gene Ontology annotation, molecular function: serine-type endopeptidase activity. The record is from RefSeq and is a predicted model, not a curated record. Gene Ontology annotation, biological process: proteolysis.
AACGCACGAGAUAGGAGUCUAGGAGUCCAGUAGGCUCUGAGGGAUUCUUUUCGUCUUUAGUUAUCGCCUGUGGUCGGAAUGGUCUCCUAAGUUUCGUUAGUGAUUUAAACCUUGUAGUGACGUUAAACAAUGUGUUCCAAAUGGAUUAUCCUGGUGGCGUUCAUCACGCUACAAGGUGGUGGUCGUGUGUCAGGCCAGAAUGUUGAUUUCAAGAACAUCCAGUCUUUCUUGAACCAGUUCUGUAUUCCUGGAUCAAGCAAUCCGGGCUGUACCAAUACCUCAGUGGUUCCCGCAGGAGGAUCACGCCCUACGCAGACCCCCUCGCCUACGGUAGUCCCGUUCCCCUCGUCCACAGCGCCGCCUGUGCCCACGUCUCCGUCAGGAUGCUUCGCCAACGAGAAGCGCUGUCCACAGCUUCUGAGCCGAUGCGUCCCCGUCGAGAUCGACUGCAACAUCGUCGAUUCGGGCGUGACGUGCAGGAUUCCUGAAGAUUUUGGUGUGAAGACCCAGGUACUGAUAUGCGGAGACGAUACUCCCGUAGGGGUAAGGUGUGGAAUUGAUACAACCGUGCCAGUUUUAACUGUGCUUUUAGUGCAGUGCCAAGGCGGUAGUCAGGAUAGCCUGAAGCCCGUGACUUCCCUGGAUGUGCUCCUUGCCCCAGGAGGGGAUGGGGGCGCUGGCAUCUACCAGUGUUCUCCUAGAGGGGCCUGGGAACCCCGGCUUGGCUCCCCCUUCCUGAACAGCCUGACGGUGUCCUGUAGGAAUGCAGGAUGUGGCAAAUUGCCCCAGACCUCUCAGGACACGCCCAUCCACAGGAGGUGGUCCUGGGUCAGGGAUCUACAAGAAGGUCAGAUUCACUGCACGGGCACCUUGGUGUCCAAGAACUGCAUGAUCACAGCAGCUCAUUGCGUCACUCGAUCCCCUGUAACCAAUGAAGUGGACGAUAAGCUGGAUGAUUACAGGAUCGAACUCCCUGGGCCAGACAUGAACAAUCCGUCGAUUAAGACCAGACCUGAGAGGAUCCACAUACACCCGAGGUACAGGAUCAACAAUGACGUCUACGAGCAUGACGUGGCCAUUAUCACCUUCGCUUUCCACGCGUCUUACGAAUUGCCCGCAGUGUGCAUUACCGACCACCCCUACGCCCCAGGGCAGGGGAAGGCGCAAGUGGUAUUCAACCUGGACAGCAAUCCAGCGUUCAUUGGAUUGCAGAAUCCAGUCCCUCACUGGAAGUACCUGGAAGCCAGCUGGGAUAAGUCUUGUGUCACCACGAGGUCCUCCUCCCCGAGUGCCUGUGCCGAUAACCUGCCAGUUCGCAGUUCACAGUUCUGCGCUUCUCAUUUAGGUUCCUCCUUAGCCAAGGGCUCCUCGGGCGGCCCCUACCUAGCAGAAGUGGGCAACCAGGUGGAGGAAGUGUGGGUGCUCAUGGGUGUCCUGUCUGCGACGUCACAGCUGACCGGUUCCUCCAACUGCGUCCAAGAACACUCCGUCUACGGGCAGGUGUCCGACGACUCCAGGUGGAUCAAGGAUUGUGUUUUCGACGGGAGAUGCGCAUUUUGAUCGUCUCUCUUUUUGAUUGGCUCAGUAUCAAGCAGCGUUCGUCUCUUGUUUUUUGGAAGUUGCCAGUGUUAGAGAUACCUUCUUCUUUUUUUGUUUAGAGAUUUAAUUGUUCUGGUGUUUAUUGUUUCUUUAUAAUUAUUUUUUUUAUCGUGUUUUUUUUAUUAUUGUGGUUUUGUAUCUAAAUGUUAUUGUUAUUAUUUUUGUCUUCGGUAACUAAUUGUUUUUGUGUCCAAUGUAUGUGGUUUGAUUCUUUCAUUUCUAAAUUAUAUCUAGUAUAUAUACAUCUCCCUCUCUCUCUCUCUCUCUCUCUCUCUCUCUCUCUCUCUC